This is a messenger RNA of Papaver somniferum (opium poppy), 561 nucleotides long. RefSeq names its product probable serine/threonine-protein kinase drkA. The coding region runs from base 14 to 490 and encodes 158 amino acids. The transcript has 6 exons. Gene Ontology annotation, biological process: protein phosphorylation. NCBI's taxonomy places the organism in Eukaryota, Viridiplantae, Streptophyta, Magnoliopsida, Ranunculales, Papaveraceae. The record is from RefSeq and is a predicted model, not a curated record. Gene Ontology annotation, molecular function: protein kinase activity; ATP binding.
CUUGAAUCUGGAAAUGUUAGGUUGCGUCAAUCCAAAAUCUCACUCAAUUUCACCUCACCAUUCAGCCGAUCCAAGAAGAAUAAUAGAUGAUACUCCGAAUCCUAGAAGAAGAUUUGGAGCUGGACCUGGAUCAUUAAUAGGUUCAGAAUUUACUCAUUUGCAGUGUUUGAAUAUCCUGGAGUCAGUUGGUCAAUCAGUCCAUGCAUUUGAUGCAUAUGGCCGUAUUACUUACUGUGGAAAUUUGUUUCAGUUGCUUCGACGUAAGACUGCUAGAUUAGAUUCGAGGCGUCGUGCUCUCAUGGCUGUGGACAUUGCACGAGGUUUGAAUUAUCUUCAUCGUUGCAAUCCGCCAAUAAUCCACCGCGAUUUGAAGUCAUCAAACUUGUUGGUUGAUAAGAACUGGAACGUGAAGGUUGGUGAUUUUGGUCUCUCCCGCUACAAAAACGGGGAAAGGGAUGCCACAGUGGAAGGCUCCGGAGGUUAUCCGUAAUGAGCCCUCAGAUGAGAACUUUGGAGUAGUGGUGUGGGAACUUGCCACACAGAGGAUCCAUUGGGAGACGC